Molecule: messenger RNA, 1302 nt
Organism: Heterotrigona itama
Lineage: Eukaryota; Metazoa; Arthropoda; Insecta; Hymenoptera; Apidae
Source: the annotation of a GenBank genome assembly
CGAGAAUGCAUAUCCAUUCAUAUUGGACAAGCUGGUGUCCAAAUGGGUAACGCAUGCUGGGAACUGUACUGUUUGGAACAUGGAAUUCAACCUAAUGGACAAAUGCCCAGUGACACCACUAUUGGUUACGGGGAUGAUUCUUUUAAUACAUUUUUUUCCGAGACAGACUCAGGAAAACACGUUCCGCGUGCUGUUUUCGUUGAUCUCGAACCAACAGUAGUAGGCAAAAACGUUUCCAUUUCCUUACUAAAGCGUAUUUAUGAUUCUUCAGAUGAAGUUCGUACAGGCACAUAUAGGCAACUGUUUCAUCCGGAGCAAUUAAUCACGGGGAAAGAAGAUGCCGCGAAUAAUUAUGCCCGAGGGCAUUACACUAUAGGGAAAGAAAUUAUAGAUCUGACUUUGGAUCGAAUUCGCAGACUUACCGAACGAUGCAGAGGCCUGCAGGGUUUCUUAAUUUUCCAUUCGUUCGGUGGUGGUACGGGCUCAGGUUUUUCAAGUUUAUUAAUGGAAAGAUUGUCCGUCGAUUAUCCAAAAAGAAGUAAAUUAACUUUUAGCAUUUAUCCCGCGCCUCAGGUAAAGAAUCACUGGAAAUGCAAAUUUGAAGCUAUUUAUGAAUUAUGCAGAAGAAAUUUAAGCAUUGAUAGACCUACGUACACGAAUUUAAAUCGUUUAAUUGGACAAAUUGUUUCAUCGAUCACGGCAAGUUUACGAUUCGAUGGAGCCCUUAACGUUGAUCUUACUGAAUUUCAAACGAAUUUAGUACCAUAUCCGCGUAUCCAUUUUCCUCUUGCGACGUAUGCUCCAGUCUUAUCAGCUGCAAAAGCUGGUCAUGAGAGGAUCACAGUGGCAGAGAUAACGAACUCAUGUUUCGAACCAAAUCAUCAGAUGGUGAACUGUGAUCCACGCAGAGGAAAAUACAUGGCAGUUUGCAUGCUUUAUAGAGGAGAUGUUGUUCCCAAAGAUGUAAAUGCUGCGAUUGCGACAAUCAAAAGACAGAAGCAUGUUCAAUUUGUCGAAUGGUGUCCGACUGGCUUUAAGGUAGGAAUAAAUUAUCAACCCCCUACUGUGGUACCUGGAGGUGAUCUUGCUAAAGUAGAAAGGGCUGUCUGUUGUCUUUGUAACACUACUGCAAUAGUUGAAGCAUGGGCAAGAAUCGAUAAUAAAUUCGAUCUGAUGUUUGUCGGUGAAGGUAUGGAAGAAGGUGAAUUUGCGGAAGCGAGAGAAGAUUUAGCAGCUUUAGAAUUGGAUUAUCGUGAGGUUCAAGAAGAUGCUGCUAACAGUGAAGAAGAAGAAGAAUACUGA